AUAGAAGAAGUGUCAUUUUUCCGUCUGCAUGUUACUUUUGACAUUUGCAUGCGUGUAAACAAUAGUUGAACAGUGUUAUCAAAAUACAAGAAUCGGAUAUGGGAAAAACAACAAAAGUGGUUGUUUGUGGGAUGAAAGGAGUAGGAAAAACAGCGUUGUUGGAGCAGCUUAUUUACGGAAGCAUCAGCGCCAAGACAGAAAUACAUCCUACUAUCGAGGACAUAUAUGUUGCGAACAUAGAAACGGAUCGAGGUACUAAAGAAAAAGUACGAUUUUACGACACAGCUGGACUGGAAUCGCUGCAAAACAAUGUAAAUAAUCAACAGCUACCACGACAUUAUCUCGGUUUCGCGGAUGGGUAUGUUCUCGUUUAUGACACGGCCAAACCAGAGUCUUUGGAUGUGCUGUUUCCUUUGAAGAAAGACAUUGACCGGAACAAGGAUAAGAAAGAGAUAACGGUUCUCGUUGUCGGCAAUCGGACCAAGGAGGAAGAGACUCACAGUCUGGAGAACACUGCUAGCAAAGCAGCCAACUGGUGCACCAGAGAAAAGCUGAAACACUAUGAAGUGAAUGUCAUGGACAGGACUAGCUUGUUAGAAGCGUUCGUUCAUUUAUCCUCCAGACUGAAUCCUCCCACAAAUAAGAGUACUUUCCCACAGCUGAGUAUGGGUAGAAAGAACAUCAAAGUCGAUGCACCAUAAUCGUAUUUAUUUAUCCCAUGGCAAUUGAAGUCUAUUGGUCCCUUAUUUUCAGUACUUAAUACUUAACGGUAUGUCAAUGCAAGAGCGUGGUCGUUCGUAACGUUUAUCUCUCUCUUUUUCGCUCUCUUACCGGGAUCUCGUUCUGCCCUUUAUUUAUAUGCAUUUUCUGUUCCUUAUUUUGUACUUAAAAUAUUGUCCAUUGGACAUACACCGAGAUCAAUGAAGAGAAGCAAAUACUGUAUAGAUAAUAUACAAUCAGCGGUGACGCGGUGUUCACCAUUCUAUGGGUUUCGUUAAUUGUCGGAGACAAAUGCUUGUUCCAAACGCAUGGUCCCAUAGUUUGCUGCUGAUACCGAAACCUAAAGGAAUAAGCGUUAGCAUUCUAAGACGGUUAGAACGGCGAAUUAAAGGUAAACGAAUCAUUACCUAGCUCGUGAUGCGAAAAAUGAUGAUAAUUGUGAUUCCUUUUCAUGGUGUAGAGAUAAGUACCGCUUUUCGGCGCGCCGUGAUGUAAAUAAUAAUGAAUUAAGUCGUAACAAAGGUACCCUGCGAACGAAAUUAACUUGUAUGUAUUAGACACAAUAACUUAUAAUUAGUUGCAAAUAAGUCGGCGAGAAGUACCUGUUGUAGUACCGGCGGCAAUGAAAUAAACCACUGACGAAGGAAACGAUA
Messenger RNA from Megalopta genalis, 1373 nucleotides. It is a transcript of the gene kappaB-Ras, whose product is annotated as NFKB inhibitor interacting Ras like 1. Gene Ontology annotation, molecular function: GTP binding; GTPase activating protein binding; GTPase activity. The record is from RefSeq and is a predicted model, not a curated record. Lineage: Eukaryota; Metazoa; Arthropoda; Insecta; Hymenoptera; Halictidae. Gene Ontology annotation, biological process: negative regulation of canonical NF-kappaB signal transduction; Ral protein signal transduction.